UCCAAGCAUCUCGGCCACUCAGAUCCAAUCUCAAGCAUGUCACAACUGACUGCCCUUUCCUUCUUACUACUCCUCUGCAUCUUCUGCUUCGCCGGCACGGCCAAGUCUACCACCGUUGGCAAAAGUUCAACUUCACUUGGAUACAUCAAGACCUCAUGUAGCGCUACUCGCUACCCAACUCUAUGUGUAAAGUCCCUUUCAAUUUAUGCCAACAAAAUCCAGCAAAACCCACAACAAUUGGCGGAGGCGGCACUGACAGUGAGCCUCAACAAGGCCCGAUCUGCCGCUGCGUACGUGUCGAAGAUGACUCGAGUGAAGGGUUUGAAGGGCAGGCAACGCCAAGCUGUGAAGGAUUGUGUGGAUAACAUGGGAGACACUGUGGAUCGCCUCAGCCGUUCCAUGAAAGAGAUGGGUCAGACGGGUCGAUCGAGUGAUUUCUCAUGGCACAUGAGCAAUAUUCAGACUUGGGUUAGUGCUGCUCUGACCGAUGAGAACACCUGCUCCGAUGGGUUUGCAGGGCAUGGCAUGGAUGGGAAUGUUAAGACUGCUAUUAGAGCCAGAAUCCUCAACGUCGCUCAAGUCACUAGCAACGCAUUGGCCUUGAUCAAUCGAUUCGCUUCCAAGCACCGAGCCUGAGUGCUUGACGCUGAGAAGCCAUAGCUUCAAAGUAUGUUCUAGGAGUUGUGAGUCUAGGCUUAAUCUUAGUUCUGGUUUGGUUUUUGGUCUUUUAUUACUGUUUGGUAUGGAUGCUUUAAGUAUCUCUAAAGUGAGUGUAUAUGUAAGCAAAUGUGACCUGUAUAUGUUAAAUAUAAUGCUUUUGAUCAAGCUUUUAGCUA
Telopea speciosissima is the source of this 836-nucleotide messenger RNA. Its product is annotated as 21 kDa protein-like. The transcript has a single exon. Gene Ontology annotation, biological process: negative regulation of catalytic activity. Gene Ontology annotation, molecular function: enzyme inhibitor activity. The coding region runs from base 37 to 636 and encodes 199 amino acids. Lineage: Eukaryota; Viridiplantae; Streptophyta; Magnoliopsida; Proteales; Proteaceae. The record is from RefSeq and is a predicted model, not a curated record.